Messenger RNA from Cladophialophora bantiana CBS 173.52, 2307 nucleotides. RefSeq lists its product as uncharacterized. Gene Ontology annotation, cellular component: nucleus; replication fork protection complex. The coding region runs from base 1 to 2307 and encodes 768 amino acids. Gene Ontology annotation, biological process: DNA replication initiation; DNA replication. The record is from RefSeq and is a predicted model, not a curated record. The transcript has a single exon. Gene Ontology annotation, molecular function: single-stranded DNA binding; DNA replication origin binding. Lineage: Eukaryota; Fungi; Ascomycota; Eurotiomycetes; Chaetothyriales; Herpotrichiellaceae.
AUGUCCUCGGCCAUCGCCUGGCCCCCUGUUUCGCCUCAUGCUGCGCUCAUGAGCUCUCCGAGCGGACGCAAGAAGUACGAAGCCUACCAGAAUGACACAUUCCCCACGAAGCGAUCGGCAACGACUCCUAGUCUGGUCGAGAGGCUGCGAGCUGCCCGCACAAACAAGGACUUUACAACCAAGGGCGAACGCACUGAGGAGGAAGAGGAAGAAGAAGACGAAGAGACAUUACAACUCCAAUUGGCUGUAGUCGAAGCGAAGUUGAAAUUGAAGAAGUUGCAGCAGAAUAAGGCCAGAGCUGCAACUCCAGCUGGAGAUUCGUCCCGGCCAGCGUCUGCCCACGCACCGUCCAGUUCUCAGGUUGAGGUGAAAGCCUCCCCCAGUAAACGAAGACAGGCACUAGUAUCAAAAUCACCAACUAGAGUUCUACUAGGAAUUGACAAAGGUGUUCGAGGCGCGGAUGUAUCGCUACGCAGAGCUAACACUACAACCGGGAGUCAUCGAUCAACCAAAACGAACAGUUCGCUUCCCAGCAGUGACAGACCAUCCUCUCGAUGUUCAGCAUUCAACUCGGCACGGUCAUCUGCUUCGUCCAGGUCUACCGUGAGGAGCGAGUCUAGGAAGACAUUCAGCGAGCGAAUGACAGAGGCCCGCCAACGUGAAACAAGCCGUGAACGACGUCGGGCCACAACAAUUCAACACCGCAGCAAAGGGUUCGCCCUCGACCAGACAGAAAUAGAGCAGUAUAGAUCAGCGGCAGAGGAAUCUAACAGUCAUCAACCAUCACAAUCACCUACCCGACAAUAUUUCGAGUACAGUCGCGAUGAAGUCCUCCACGCCACGUUGGAAGCUAAUAUGGGCAGUCGGCAACUUAAGAAGAGUCGAACUAUGCCCAAUCUCAAAACAUCACCAUCCAGGCAUAGUACAAAUCCAGAAACCCAACCGGGAAGCGCGGUAUUAUUCGAGGGUUUCUCUGGGCUACACCUCUCUUCACGAAUUUUGCCACAUUCGUUCCUCAAACGCACCCUUCCUUCCGAACAGUUUACCAUCUUGCGCAUCCCGGACCUCCUUAAAGUCGUCAAAUCUCCCGCAUAUGAACUCCCAGAGUCUGUGUGCGACUAUGCCGUUUUUGCUGUCAUUGCUUCCAAAUCUUCACCUAUGGACCAUAAGACAAUCAACCCUGAUAAUGGCACAGUCAGAAGCAACGAUUGGGAACGCCAAUGGGAAGACGGUUCCCGCAAUCACCGGCGCUUUAUGGCUCUGACCCUCACAGACCUAACGUGGACCAUCGAUCUGUACCUCUUCAGCACAGCCCUCCCUCGCUACCACCGCCUCACACCUGGCACCGUCGUCGCAAUCCUCAACCCGGGCAUUCUGCCUCCAAAACCAGGGAAAGCCGAUACCGGCGCAUUCUCUCUGUCCCUUUCCGAUGAUUCCGACAUAGUUCUCGAAAUUGGCACAGCUCGAGACUUGGGAUAUUGCAAAACUCUGAAAAAGGACGGGAAGGAAUGUGGAAGUUGGGUCAACGCCGCGAAAACAGACAUUUGCGAAUGGCAUCUGAACGCGGAGAUUAAUAGGACUAAAGCCAAACGAAUGGGUGUCAACACCGGCACGAAUGGCUUUGGGGAGUGGAAAAGUCGUCCAAAGACGCGGGAUGAAGACGGCGGAAACAGAGGCUUGCUCUCGCGGGAUGGACGACGAUAUGACAGGGCGACCGAGAGCCAUUAUUACAUCGCCAGCACUGGGCCCAAAGGUAGCGGACAUGUUCGACGGGCAGGCGCUGGCCCACAUCUUCUGGACAGCGACGAUCCAUUUCUGCCCGGUCAAGACGGUCAGCUCUCCCGCCCCAGCGACCGCGACGCCCGUCUGAGGAAACAUCUCGCCGCACUGGCAAAAGAGCGCGAGAUCGCGCAGAGACUCGGCUCGAGAGAGCACGGCGGCUUGGGUUUUGAGAGUACCGGGGCUGAGUACAUGCGGCAGAAGACGAAGGCGAGGACAAGGGAGGACGACCAGGCAAAAGUCAACCAGGAUGCAAGGACCCUAACUGUAGCAGCAGGCGCAGGCGAGACGCAAAGCCAGCGCUCUGGCCCUAUCUCCGGAAGCAUUCUCACCUGCACAAGCAGCACCAUCAAUGAGAGCAGAAAGCGCACCGCCGCAGAUGUGCGCCUGUCACCAAUAAAGAAAACGCGCUUCGUCACCGAGAAGGGUAUCAGAGAGGCAGGCAGAGAUUCUCUUGGGACCGCGGGUGGGCAAGGCCUUGGCGGUGGAGGUGAGAGCGAGAGCGAGGAUGAGUUGGAAAUUGUUUGA